Molecule: messenger RNA, 5247 nt
Organism: Xiphias gladius (swordfish)
Lineage: Eukaryota; Metazoa; Chordata; Actinopteri; Istiophoriformes; Xiphiidae
Gene: dedd
Product: death effector domain containing
Exons: 6
Coding region: 257-1471 (404 amino acids)
Biological process (GO): extrinsic apoptotic signaling pathway via death domain receptors; regulation of apoptotic process; apoptotic process
Cellular component (GO): nucleolus
Molecular function (GO): protein binding; DNA binding
Source: RefSeq, a predicted model, not a curated record
AGUUGUGUUCCGCCAUGAAAAUCGAAGAAGAAGGUGCUGCUUAUCCAAAUCGAGCAUCAAUCCUCUUAGCGUCCCCGAGCUAUUCUGGUGCUGCAUUAGACACUGGGAAGGUAACUUAGCGUUAGCGGCCUACCGAACUUUGUUAGUGACGGGCUCGUCAGGAAUAUCCAAAAGACAAAAGCUCACCAGUUGGAGCAGAGAAAGACAGCAGGAGUUGCAGGGAUUGGAGUUUCCCUUAUUACCACCGGGCCCUGAGAUGACAUCGCAGCAACCUCAGCUCCCCAAUGCUGUUAUUCCUCCCCAGCUUGCUCAGAACUCCUCUGCUCACCAGGCCAGGCCUCACAUUCAGGCUAAUCAGCUGCACUCGAGUCAGAGCAGUGCUACUGCUCGGCCUCUGGAACACAGAGCACUGACAGGCAGGCCAGGCUGCUCCGGUGUGUCAGCAGCCAGCGGGGAGGUGGCCAACAGGGACGUUUCUGCCUCCUGCACCAACUCCAGCCUAUCCAGAAGAGAUGGGGGUUUUGAACCUUGGCCUGAGGAAGCAGUGGACAACUCCCAUGGGCUGUACUCACUCCACCGCAUGUUUGACAUAGUUGGAGCCCAGCUAACACAUCGGGAUGUGCGAGUACUGUCAUUCCUGUUUGUUGAUGUGAUUGAUGAGUAUGAGCGUGGUGGCAUCAGGAGUGGAAGGGAUUUCCUGCUUGCCCUAGAGCGCCAGGGUCGCUGUGAUGAGACCAACUUCCGGCACGUUCUCCAGCUUCUGAGGAUUAUCACCCGCCACGACCUUUUGCCUUAUGUCACACUCAGGAAACGACAGGCCGUGUGCCCAGACCCUGUUGAUAAGUACCUGGAAGAGACAUCAGUGCGCUACAUUUCACCAAGAGGAACAGUGCAGAGCAAGGACACUGCGCCUCACAGAAGAACAGGUCCUCAGCCAGUCAUUUGCUGUUCCCCGUCAGGACCCCAUGUUGGCCCUCCCCGAACAAAACCAUCUCCUCCCGUACCAAACCGCAAACGGAAGAGAAGUCAUUCCUCAGCUGACAGCAGAGAGAAACAAACAUGUGAUAUCCGCCUCCGGGUUCGUGCCGAAUAUUGCCAGCAUGAGUCUGCGCUUCAGGGCAAUGUAUUCUCCAACAAACAAGAGGCAGUGGAGCGACAGUUCGAGCGCUUCAAUCAGGCCAACACUAUCCUCAAGUCCCGAGACUUGGGCUCCAUCAUCUGUGACAUCAAGUUCUCUGAGCUCACCUACUUGGAUGCCUUCUGGAGGGACUACAUCAAUGGGUCAUUGCUAGAGGCCCUUAAAGGGGUCUUUAUCACAGAUUCCCUAAAACAGGCUGUGGGCCACGAGGCUAUAAAACUGUUGGUCAACGUUGACGAAGAGGACUACCAGGCUGGUCGACGCAAACUGCUCUGUAAUUUGGUCACAGGUGUCGGGAGCCCACCAGGAAGUAGCAAAGACUCUGUAUCUUAGAAACACUCUCAAGGUGGUAGCAUAUGGGAGGAACAAUGCUGUGCCUCCCCCACAGGGAGUAGAGCGAGAUGUGGUUGUGUCAUUUGAGGUGCCUGAAGUGUGUGUCUGAAAGGAACUAAGGACUUCGAGCCACCCCAUUGAUUCCUUGAGAGCCAAGUUUAUAUGAUAUCUACUUGGCACCCCUAAGCGUAGCAUGCAAAGUGAUUGGGAACUAUGUUAGCAAAAAGAAGUAGUGGAUGCAUACAGGUUGGUAUUAUUUUGAAUCCUAAGCUGUUCAAUUUCUUCAAGGAGGAGAAUGCUGAUCUCAAAUGUGCAUUGACUUUAACUAAUUUCUUGUUUCUGGUAUGUUAGCUCAUUGAAACACAUUUGUUAACUCCAGUGAUAUUCUUCACUCCUGUUCAAAAGUGGAGUUAUUUUCAAUACAGGAAAUAUGCUUAAUGCUGACAAGUUGCUCCCAGUGGGAGUUGUACCUAAUUGUCAAACAGGUUCAUCUUUUUUCCAGGUUUUUCAGGUACAUUACAGACUGAUUGGAUUAACCCAGUGGUAGUGUUCUGUAUGUUAAUGAAAGGUGCAGACCAGAAAUGAUUUACAAUUUGUUUGUCUGUUUCUGUCAGCUCACUAUCUUACUUUCCCAAGACUUUGCAGAGUUUUCUUUUCUGUAAAGAUAAACCCUAUCAGAGCCUAUUUUUUAUGGCUCAUAUUUGGUCCUUGUCAACAAUAUUGUGUUUUUGUUUUCAUGCAACAAAUUCUCACAUGGCUCAUUACCAGCAGCUGUGAUUCUGGCCUAAUUUGCUAUUUCCUAUCCAGUCACUGCCAAUAUUUAAAACUUCGUUCGAACGCAUUGAAUCGUAUCCAAUGAAACACUGAGUCAUUUACUGGUGUUUUGGAUUUGUAAAUCAAUGCCAAUUUCAUUGUCAGCCUGUACCGCUGGACCUCUGCUCCCUCAUCCUCUAACUAAUGUUCACUUGUAAUAUAACUCUGACCUUUUUUUUUUAUUAUUUGAAAUGACACUUAAUAACAAAUCAACAGCAAGUGAAAAUCAUUGGCAGUAUGUGUAAAGAAAUCGCAGUUGUGCAGAUAGUAGGAUGUCAGCAAAUUAAAAUAAUUCACUGGUCUUGUUUUUUAAGUUAAAGAUAUUUCACCCAGCUAUAGUGGAACUCACACAUUAAAUCUUAUUCAGUCUUUUUUGUGGAUAUAUAAUGCCUUCUGGUAGCUGAGAAUGUAGUUGAGUCCAUAUGCCCAGGGUGGUAUGAGCAGGUGUUGAAAUCACUUUCUCAUCCAGUAGCUUGAGGGCCUUUUGGACCUGUUGGAGAAACAAGCUAGUAUUUCCCUUGAAAGGACAGGUGUUCUUAGUGGCAUCCUUCUCAAUCAGAAGGUGUGGCAUCUCCAUAGGCAAUUGCAAACUGAAUUGGGCAAUCUUUUGGCAAUCUGUAAGGACCAACAUAAUAGUAAUGUAAAUUGCAUGUUGAUCCUCUACAAUUUAGUGCCUAGAUCUUGAACAAUAAUAUUCUUCUAGUGGCACACCACUUUAACAGUGCAGCCUGAAAUGCUAAUUAACCAAAAUGGGAAUUUAUAUUCAUUUCUUUUUAGUAUCCAUGGAAUGACGUGGAUUAAUAGGAGGUUAAGUUUGGUGGGUGCCUGUGUCAAGUACAUGUUGACAGUAUUACUGAUUAUAGCUUUCAUUUUAUGCAGUCAUAAUAUACACUCAAUUUCCACCUCAUUAACUUUAUUAGGCACAGUGUUCUAGUUCUGGGAAGGCCCUGGAAACAGCGCAAAAUCUUCAUGGCAUGGAUUAAAGAAGGUGUUGGAGAUUAGAGAUUUUGGUUCAUGUUGACAUGAUAGCCUCAUGCAGUAGCUGUAGAUUUUGUGGCUACACAAUCAUUGUACAAAUCUCCCAUCCCACCUAAGCUUAAAGGGCCUGUACUCUCAACUAAACUGUCUCUCCGUAUUGGAUAAUCCUGCAAAAUUCUGGACUAUGUUCAGUGACAGCAUCCUUUAAAUUCUUGCUUUCUACAGUAUCUGAGCAGGGCAGUUACAGUAUGGUUAUGGUUUGAGAAAUACUUCCUGAAUUGGCACUGAACAUUGGCAUUAUUUUGUAAAGUGUGAGGUGCGCAAUCAUCACAUAUUGACACAAUUCCUAGAGAUUUUGGGCUGGAGUGAAUGUUGAUGUCAUGGGGGCACUGUAGACGUAAAUUUUAAAAUUCCCCAAAUUGUGGCAUUAAAGUGAAAAGAAAAGAAGUAAAGAAUUUGACCGUUUGAAAUGUUAUUACUGAUAUACCCGGACUGGUUAUGACUCAAAGUAAACUUAAAAUACCUGUGUUUGGAAAUGUUUAACAUCAGUGAUAAAUAUCAAAAAUGAAGUGUGAAGAUUAUUUUGAUUUUGUUGCAAAAGUAGAUUAGAGACUGAAUGUCAUUUUAGGAAGAAUUGUCAUUUGAAAUGCUUGUCUCUAAAGCUAAUAUUUGACAAUUUUUCUUCAUUUUCUGUUACUCAGUGCACAUAGCCAAAAAAUGCGUGCAGGCUCAUAUUCAGUAGCAACAAAUGUGUACUUAGUCAUCAAAGUAUGAUUUUGACAAAGUUCUUCACUUUACAUUACUUUGCAGUUCUUACCACCUUGAUGUUUUUACUAGCUGAUUUGCAGAUGUGCAUCUUUCUUUUUGCCAAAUCUUUGUAAUCUAAUUUUUGCCUCUGAUUUUAAAAUGUAAUUGAACUUUUGUCUAGCUUCCCAUCAGUUAGUAAAAUGGUGGACUGAAAUUCUGCAUUUUGCUUUUAUGAUCCCUAUUAAAAGUUCAGUGUAUGUAUUUACCAAAUAUAUUCUUCCUGCUAAAGAUGCCCUGUCUUAUAUUUGCUGUCAUACCAUCCAUGGGUACAUAUGAGAACAUGCAAUCAUGAUUGACAGACCACUAUUACUAUGAAUUAUAUAGAGUAGGCCUACAUUUUAUAUUUUUACCCCAGUGGAGUUUCAUUAUAAGGUUGCAAGUUAGUAUCUAUUAUAUAGGUUGGUGUAUGUUAUCUUGAUUGUAUGUUAUGUUAGUUGUUAAAUUCAGCUGUCUUUUAAGCAAAAUCGCAUGUAACCUUUUAUGAGCUCCAGAAAUCUCAUAGAAACUCACAGUGCUAACAUUUUGUAAAUAACUUUAUCAGAUAUCUGGUUUUGUUACUUCAAUUUUGCAUUUCUUUCAGAAAAUCGGUAAGAAGGACUGUUAAUAAAUGAAAUGGGUUUUGUUGAAGUCCCAAUCCUAUUUUUUUUUAUGUCACAUGACACAAAACAGUGUACAUUUUCCAGAUAAAAAAUAUAGAGGAAAUAUUUAAACAAAAUAGCUUCCUGAUAGAGCUACUUCUUAUUGUGUGCUACACCAUCAUUUCAGAUAUUUGGUCUAAACCUUAUACUACUUUGACACAAAAAAUCUGUGUAUGUGGAAUUUUUAGAACACAUUUCAGACUGUGUGUGAGAGGUCCUGGGUGCAUCUCAUUUCUCUUUUACAUGUGUCUUCAUUCCCUUUACUUGCCUCUUGCUCCACAGCUUAUUAAAAUCACAACAUGAGGAAGACGUACAAGGAAGGAAAAAUCCAGGCAUCACAUUUUGUGUGACAAACUAGGCACACCAACUUUAUUUGUGCCAUGAAUGUUCUUGCAGAGACUUGAAUGUAAUGUAUGUCAGUGUGAACCAUACUCUGUUGCUUUCAUAACAUAAAUGAAAUGAUAAAAGAUUUGGUGGUUAGUCCUGUUGACUUGUUUACCAAUAAAAGUAAAAUUGCUGUGUUUCUAUUUGCCAUGGAUA